CGAGCGCGUUCGGGAGUCCGGGGCUGGAGGAGGGCCACAGGCUGGGAGACCUGUGCCUGCAGUUCAGGGGCAUCUAUUUGCCUAGAAUACUUCUGGAGAAGAAACAAUGGAUUCCUUGGACCAUAUGCUGACAGAUCCCUUGGAACUAGGUCCAUGUGGAGAUGGCCAUGGUACACGAAUUAUGGAAGACUGCCUCUUGGGAGGCACCAGGGUUAGUCUACCUGAGGACCUUCUGGAGGAUCCUGAGAUAUUCUUUGAUGUCGUCAGUCUCUCAACAUGGCAGGAAGUAUUAAGCGACUCUCAGCGGGAACACCUCCAGCAGUUUCUGCCUCAUUUUCCUGCAGACAGUGUGGAGCAGCAGAAUGAACUCAUCCUAGCUCUGUUCAGUGGGGAGAACUUUCGCUUUGGAAACCCUUUGCACAUUGCUCAGAAGCUUUUCCGAGAUGGACACUUUAACCCUGAGGUGGUCAAGUAUCGGCAGCUAUGCUUCAAGUCACAGUACAAGCGAUACCUCAACUCUCAGCAGCAGUAUUUCCAUCGACUGCUAAAGCAGAUUCUUGCUUCCCGGAGUGAUUUACUGGAGAUGGCCCGAAGGAGUGGCCCAACCCUUCCCUUCAGGCAGAAGCGUCCUUCACCAUCCCGAAGCCCUGAGGAGCGGGAGUGGCGGACCCAGCAGCGCUACUUGAAGGUCUUGAGGGAAGUGAAGGAGGAGUGUGGCGACACUGCCCCAUCCUCUGAUGAAGAGGCCACGUUGGAUUUACAAGAAAAAUUUUCUUUUGAAGAUCUCAGCUCAUGGCUUCCGAGCUCUCCAGCGCGUUCUCCUAGUCCUGCGGUGCCCCUGAGGGUGGUGCCCACGCUUUCCACCACGGAUAUGAAAACUACAGAUAAAAUAGAACUGGGGGACAGUGACCUGAAGAUAAUGUUAAAGAAGCACCAUGAGAAGCGGAAACAUCAACCAGAUCACCCGGACCUUUUGACAGGGGACCUGACCCUCAGUGACAUCAUGACUCGAGUAAAUGCUGGCAGGAAGGGCUCACUAGCAGCCUUAUAUGACUUGGCUGUCCUUAAAAAAAAGGUGAAGGAAAAAGAGGAAAAGAAAAAGAAGAAAAUAAAGCUGAUUAAAUCAGAGGCAGAGGAUCUGGCUGAAACUUUGAGCAACACUGAAGGGGUCCCACCUCUCUCACAGGCCCCAUCUCCACUGGCAAUACCUUCUAUCAAGGAAGAGCCCCUGGAAGACCUCAAGCCUUGCCUUGGAAUCAAUGAGAUUUCUUCCAGUUUUUUCUCUCUUCUAUUAGAGAUCUUGCUUCUGGAGAAUCAAGCUAGCCUUCCUAUGCUGGAGGAAAGAGUUUUGGAUUGGCAGUCAUCUCCAGCCAGCUCCCUCAACAGCUGGUUCUCUGCAGCCCCUAACUGGGCUGAGUUGGUAUUGCCUGCCCUUCAGUAUCUUGCUGGAGAAAGCCGAGCUGUUCCUUCCAGUUUCUCUCCAUUUGUUGAAUUCAAAGAGAAAACCCAGCAGUGGAAAUUGCUUGGCCAGUCUCAAGAUAAUGAAAAGGAAUUAGCUGCGCUCUUCCAGCUGUGGCUAGAGACCAAAGACCAGGCCUUUUGUAAGCAAGAAAAUGAAGACAGCUCAGAUGCUACAACACCUGUCCCUCGGGUAAGAACUGACUAUGUGGUGCGGCCCAGCACUGGGGAGGAGAAACGGGUUUUUCAGGAGCAGGAGCGUUACAGAUACAGCCAACCCCAUAAGGCAUUCACCUUUCGCAUGCAUGGCUUUGAGUCUGUGGUGGGGCCAGUGAAGGGUGUGUUUGACAAGGAGACUUCCCUCAACAAAGCUCGGGAACAUUCCCUUCUGCGCUCUGACCGGCCUGCCUAUGUCACCAUCCUGUCUCUUGUUCGGGAUGCAGCAGCUCGGCUGCCUAAUGGAGAAGGCACACGGGCAGAGAUCUGCGAACUGCUCAAGGACUCCCAGUUUCUUGCACCAGAUGUUACCAGCACUCAGGUCAACACAGUAGUGAGUGGUGCCCUGGAUCGACUACAUUAUGAAAAAGAUCCUUGUGUGAAAUAUGACAUUGGACGGAAGCUGUGGAUCUACCUGCAUCGGGACCGGAGCGAAGAAGAGUUUGAGCGGAUUCACCAAGCACAAGCAGCUGCGGCUAAAGCCAGAAAAGCCCUUCAGCAAAAACCCAAGCCCCCAUCCAAGGUGAAGUCCAAUAGCAAGGAGACUUCAUUAAAAGUCCUCAGCAGUGGACCUUCUGAGCAAAGCCAGAUGAGCCUCAGUGACUCUAGUAUGCCACCCACCCCAGUAACUCCUGUAACCCCCACCACACCAGCAUUGCCUACCACCCCAAUUUCCCCUCCGCCUGUGUCAUCAGUGAACAAAAGUGGCUCUACUUCUGUCUCAGAACCAGCUAAGUCUAGUUCAGGGGUUCUUCUGGUGUCCUCACCAACAAUGCCACAGCUAGGAACAAUGCUAUCCCCAGCUUCCAGCCAGACUCCACCCAGUUCACAGGCUGCUGCCCGAGUUGUAAGCCACUCUGGCUCAGCUGGACUGCCCCAGGUGCGGGUGGUGGCUCAACCUAGCCUUCCUGCUGUCCCACAGCAGUCAGCAGGACCAACACAGACACUGCCACAGAUGCCACCAGGACCACAGAUCCGGGUGCCAGCCACUGCCACACAGACCAAAGUAGUACCCCAGGCAGUCAUGGCCACUGUUCCAAUCAAAGCGCAAACUGGGGCACCCAGUGUACAGCGGCCUGGACCCAUGCAGACAGGGCUUACGGUGACAAGUCUCCCUGCUGCAGCCAGCCCUGUGAGCAAGCCAGCCACAAGUUCCCCUGGGAGCUCGGCUCCAAGUGCCUCUACAACUGCAGUCAUUCAAAAUGUUACAGGACAGAACAUCAUCAAGCAGGUGGCCAUCACUGGGCAGCUUGGUGUGAAGCCYCAGACAGGCAACAGCAUCCCACUCACAGCCACAAACUUCCGAAUUCAGGGUAAGGAUGUACUGCGACUGCCGCCCUCUUCCAUCACCACAGAUGCCAAGGGCCAGACGGUUCUUCGAAUCACACCGGACAUGAUGGCCACGUUGGCUAAGUCCCAAGUUACCACAGUAAAAUUGACUCAGGACCUCUUCGGGACAGGAGGUGGUACUGCAGGCAAAGGCAUCUCUGCCACCUUACAUGUCACUUCCAAUCCAGUCCAUGCAACUGAUAGCCCUGCCAAGGCCAGUUCAGCCAAUGCUCCUUCAUCUGCUCCAGCAGGCACCACUGUGGUCAAAGUGACUCCCGACCUCAAGCCAGCAGAGCCCUCCAGUUCAGCUUUUCGCUUGAUGCCAGCCCUUGGUGUGAGUGUGGCAGAUCAGAAGGGAAAAAAUACAGUGGCCUCUUCAGAAGCGAAGCCAGCUGCCACAAUUCGCAUCGUGCAGGGCCUGGGAGUAAUGCCUCCCAAAGCAGGCCAGACCAUCACUGUUGCAGCCCAUGCCAAGCAAGGGGCCUCAGUGGCCAGUGGGUCUGGAACUGUCCAUUCUUCAGCAGUAUCCUUGCCCAGUAUGAAUGCUGCUGUGUCCAAGACUGUGGCUGUAGCUUCUGGGGCUGCAAACACACCUAUCAGCAUCGGGACAGGAGCCCCCACUGUGCGGCAGGUCCCCGUCAGCACCACGGUUGUGUCCACGUCCCAGGCUGGGAAGCUACCUACACGGAUCACAGUUCCACUGUCUGUGAUUAGCCAGCCAAUGAAGGGCAAGAGUGUGGUCACAGCCCCUAUCAUCAAAGGCAACCUGGGAGCCAACCUGAGUGGCUUGGGCCGMAAUAUCAUCCUCACCACCAUGCCAGCAGGUACUAAGCUCAUUGCUGGCAAUAAGCCUGUUAGUUUCCUCACUGCCCAACAGUUGCAGCAACUUCAGCAGCAAGGUCAGGCCACACAGGUGCGCAUCCAGACUGUUCCCGCAUCUCACCUCCAGCAGGGUACAGCUUCUGGUUCCUCCAAAGCAGUCUCCACUGUUGUUGUGACCACAGCUCCAUCUCCUAAACAGGCACCUGAACAGCAGUGAUUGUGACAGARGUGGCUUCCAUAAAAGAUCACUCCUGGUCUGCCUUGGCUCAAAGAAAGGGAGCACGGAGGUUUCGUUAUUCCUCCAAGCUUGUCUGUUAAAGGCAGGCUAGUGGGGAGGAUAGAAACGGCCUUGAUUCUGCUGCCAUACACCAUACUGGAGCCCUAAGAAUGUUUUACUCCAGGUUCCUGAGUCUGCUCUCUACCAAUCUAGGAGAAGAUUCUGUCAACAGUCGUGGAAGGUCAUGAUUCCAUCAUUCAAGCCAAAGUUCUCUCCUGAGAGUAGGACGCCCAGGGAAGGCUUACUAUUUAGAGUGGGCAGGCAGUGUGUAAGCCUUGUUCUAAGGGUUGUAUUUUUUAGUUUCUGGUUUUCUUUGUGACUUGUGGUCUAGAUAUGAGUUUUGUGUUCUGAAAAUUUUGUGUAACUUAUUUUUUUAAAGAGCCUAUUGCACUCUUCAUCAAAUAGAAAUGUGGGCUUUAGCUCCCCUCUAAAAUGACCACUUGUUUUUUUGACCAGAAUGAGAAUCCUAGCCAGUUGGUGGCUGAUUUGAUAACUACAUUGUAGUUGAGAGUCUAUGAGAUAAAAAAAAAACACAUAGAAGUUAGGUAGUGUGGAUUCCCCAAAAUGGGAUUGUUCUGGCAUCACCUCUUUGUUGGGGUCUUGAUUGUGGUCCAUACCUUCGUCUGCCCAGUGGGCAGAGUACAGUGACAGAGACUUUGCAGCACCAACUUUGUUGCAUUUCAGAGAUUGUGCAUUCUGUUUUGUUCUAGAGUUGGAGUCACAAACCCCAGGCUCUUGGGCCCAACCACCAGUUUUUGUAAAUAAAGUUUUAUUGGAACAUA
Molecule: messenger RNA, 4884 nt
Organism: Urocitellus parryii (Arctic ground squirrel)
Lineage: Eukaryota; Metazoa; Chordata; Mammalia; Rodentia; Sciuridae
Gene: Nfrkb
Product: nuclear factor related to kappaB binding protein
Cellular component (GO): Ino80 complex
Molecular function (GO): protease binding
Source: RefSeq, a predicted model, not a curated record